AUGGAGUGGCGAGGGCUGGCGUCGGCCUCCUGGGUCGCAAACAGCAGCGACUUCGCGGGCCGGCGCGGGCUUUCAGAUGCGAUGGCGCUCGGAGAAGGGACUUCGAUCGCUGGUCUUCGGGUUGAGGCGGACCAGCAGCGAAACAAGGAAAUCCGGCGUCGCGGGGCUGUAGGCGGUCACCGAUCUGCUGGUGACGAGCUGCGGUGGUACUUCAGAGACGGCAAGCGGGCGGUCGAAGGCGUGGUGGUCGCUCGGGUCGUCGUGCCGUUCGGCGGCGUCAGUGCAACACGGGCCGCCGGAUCAGAGGGCUUUCCAUCGGGUUCCGGUAUUGAACUCGAGCAUCGCCGGAUUGAAACAGAAAUGGAGCCGGCAAGAGGAGGGCCGAGACGGAACCAGCAGAGGGAAGAGGGUGAUGAACACCUCAAAGCCAGACCACAACACUUCUUGCCCCCCUCCUCCAUCCCUCGAUGCAGUCACGAUACCUUCAUCAGUUAUAAACAGGCCGACACGCGUAACUUUGUGAGCCAUCUUCGCGUUGCUCUUGAGCAAAACAAGAUAAGGGCUUUUGUCGACCUCAGUCUGGAAAGAGGACUAGAGAUUGGACCAGCAAUCACUGAAGCAAUUGAGCAGUCGAGGAGCGCCAUUGUCGUCAUCUCUCAGACCUAUGCCUCCUCGCCAUGGUGCCUGGAGGAGCUGGAUAAGAUCCUCGAGUGCAGGGAAAAGAAAGGCCAGCUGGUGUUUGUCAUUUUUGGGGAUGUCGACCCCAAAGAGAUGCGCGAGCAAUCUGGAAUAUUCAAACAGAUUGGCGAAAGUGAGAAGGGUUUCGGGCAGGAGAAUGCCGACACGGUCCGGAGGUGGAGAGACGCUCUCCGAAAAGCCGGGAAUAUUACCGGUUGGUCACUUGGAAACAGACUUGAAGCUGAAUUCAUCCAAUUCGUUGUGGAGAAAAUCUCAAGAAGACUAAGCUACUCACACAAAGACCUACUUGCUUUCCAUCCAGUUGGGUUAGAUUCUCAAGUACAAGCCUUGUGCUCCUUACUCCAAUUAAAAGUUGAGGAGGUCCGGAUCGUGGGGAUUUCCGGCACUAGGGGAAUCGGAAGGACCACACUUGUGAGAGCUCUAUACUACCGAAUUGCAAAUCAAUUUGAUCGAAGUUGCUUCAUGGCAAAUGUGAAGGAUAUAUUGAGCCAAGAGGGCCUCCUCAAAAUGCAGGAGACCCUUUUUGGUGACCUUCUCGGCAAUGGAGAUUCGGAGUUUGGCAACGAUAUAUAUGAAGUAGUAAACUUGAUGAGGAGUAAACUUCACAAGAAGAAGCUUCUAUUGGUGUUUGAUGAUGUUGAAGGGUUGUCAGAGCCCUUGAGCCACCUGAUCGAGUCAAUGAACUUUGCCUUGGGGAGUAGAGUUAUUUUGAUCCCUCGACAUGAAGAAACCUUAAUUGGUCUAUGUGGAGAUAUCUAUGAGGUAAGAGUGCUGAAUGAUGGCCAAGCUCUUGAGCUUUUUAGUUGGAAUGCAUUCCAAGAAAGGUAUCCGAAAAUUGACUAUAGAAUGCUCUCAAACUGCUUCAUCAGUUUUUCUAAAGGCCAUCCUUUGGUGCUAACUGUGAUGGGUUCUUUCUUGAGUGGCAAAAGCGUCACAGAAUGGCAAAAAGCUUUUGAUAAAUUGAAAGAAAUUUCUCAGGGAAAGGUUCACAAUAUAUUGAGGAUUGUUAUCAACGGCUUAGAGGCCAACGAGAGGACAAUUUUUCUUGACAUCGCAUGUUUUCUAAAUGGAUAUGACAAAGAAGUGAUCAUCAAGUCCCUAUACCAAUGUAGUGUCUGUGCCACUAGUGGGAUUGAUAUUUUGGCUCAAAAGUCACUCAUAUACAUUGAUGAAAAUAACAAAAUAUGGAUGCAUGAUCUGCUUCAAGAAAUGGGUAAACGAAUCGUGAUUCAAGAGUGCCCCGAAAAUCCCAGCAAGCGAAGCCGAAUAUGGCAUCAUGAGGAUGCCCUACGAGUGGUUAGUCAAAACUCGGGAACAAAUGCCAUUGAAGGCAUUAAACUAGACAAGGUCGAUGUAGAAGACUUGAUCUCGAAUGCAGACUCGUUCAAAAAGAUGAAGAAACUCAGGCUAUUCAUGAUGGCUGAUCUUGCUCCUCAUUGUGGACCAGCCGGACAUCUAUCGAAAAAGUUGUGGAAGUGUUUCGCACAGAAGAAAAAUAAUAUGUAG
This is a messenger RNA of Eucalyptus grandis, 2205 nucleotides long. RefSeq names its product disease resistance protein RUN1-like. Gene Ontology annotation, biological process: defense response; signal transduction. Lineage: Eukaryota; Viridiplantae; Streptophyta; Magnoliopsida; Myrtales; Myrtaceae. Gene Ontology annotation, molecular function: ADP binding. The coding region runs from base 1 to 2205 and encodes 734 amino acids. The transcript is spliced from 4 exons. The record is from RefSeq and is a predicted model, not a curated record.